AUGGUGAGGGGGGGAGGGAGCGGGGUCAGCGACGGCGGGCGGGAGGCAGCGGGGUCAGCGACGGCGGGAGGGAGCGGGGUCAGCGACGGCGGGGCGGGCGGGAGGGAGGGAGCGGGGUCAGCGACGGCGGGGCGGGCGGGAGGGAGGGAGCGGGGUCAGCGACGGCGGGGCGGGCGGGCGGGCGGGAGGGAGGGAGCGGGGUCAGCGACGGCGGGGCGGGCGGGAGGGAGGGAGCGGGGUCAGCGACGGCGGGGCGGGCGGGAGGGAGGGAGCGGGGUCAGCGACGGCGGGGCGGGCGGGAGGGAGGGAGCGGGGUCAGCGACGGCGGGGCGGGCGGGAGGGAGGGAGCGGGGUCAGCGACGGCGGGGCGGGCGGGAGGGAGGGAGCGGGGUCAGCGACGGCGGGGCGGGCGGGCGGGAGGGAGCGGGGUCAGCGACGGCGGGGCGGGCGGGCGGGAGGGAGCGGGGUCAGCGACGGCGGGGCGGGCGGGCGGGAGGGAGGGAGCGGGGUCAGCGACAGCGGGGUCAGCGACGGCGGGGCGGGCGGGAGGGAGCGGGGUCAGCGACGGCGGGGCGGGCGGGAGGGAGGGAGCGGGGUCAGCGACGGCGGGGCGGGCGGGAGCGGGGUCAGCGACGGCGGGGCGGGCGGGAGGGAGCGGGGUCAGCGACGGCGGGGCGGGCGGGAGGGAGGGAGCGGGGUCAGCGACGGCGGGGCGGGCGGGAGCGGGGUCAGCGACGGCGGGGCGGGCGGGCGGGAGGGAGGCAGCGGGGUCGGAGGCAGCGGGGUCAGCGAUGGCGGGGCGGGGCGGGAGGGAGCGGGGUCAGCGACGGCGGGGCGGGCGGGCGGGAGGGAGCGGGGUCAGCGACGGCGGGGCGGGCGGGCGGGAGGGAGCGGGGUCAGCCACGGCGGGGCGGGCGGGCGGGAGGGAGCGGGGUCAGCCACGGCGGGGCGGGCGGGCGGGAGGGAGCGGGGUCAGCCACGGCGGGGCGGGCGGGCGGGAGGGAGGGAGCGGGGUCAGCGACGGCGGGGCGGGGGGGGCGGGCGGGGCGGGCGGGAGCGGGGUCAGCGACGGCAGGGCGGGCGGGCGGGAGCGGGGUCAGCGACGGCGGGGUCAGCGACGGCGGGGCGGGCGGGAGGGAGCGGGGUCAGCGACGGCGGGGCGGGCGGGAGGGAGCGGGGUCAGCGACGGCGGGGCGGGCGGGCGGGAGCGGGGUCAGCGACGGCGGGGCGGGCGGGAGCGGGGUCAGCGACGGCGGGGCGGGCGGGCGGGCGAGAGCGGGGUCAGCGAUGGCGGGGCGGGCGGGCGAGAGCGGGGUCAGCGAUGGCGGGGCGGGCGGGCGAGAGCGGGGUCAGCGAUGGCGGGGCGGGCGGGCGGGAGCGGGGUCUGCGACGCUGCCAUACCAAGGUGUGAUGUAUCCAGAGAGAAUGCUUUCUGUGGUGCAUCGAUUAAAAAUUGGUAAUGGACAUGCCAUACAGCAGCGCCUCGACAUACGAUCGACCCCAUUCACGAACAAAUCGGUUUGCGAACGGGAUUGUACGUAA
Messenger RNA from Hemiscyllium ocellatum (epaulette shark), 1542 nucleotides. RefSeq names its product spidroin-1-like. The coding region runs from base 1 to 1542 and encodes 513 amino acids. The transcript is spliced from 2 exons. The record is from RefSeq and is a predicted model, not a curated record. Lineage: Eukaryota; Metazoa; Chordata; Chondrichthyes; Orectolobiformes; Hemiscylliidae.